GUUGAAUCCCAUCCCUAGUUCAGCUCUUUGAUUGGGGACGCAGAAUUUUGAUUGGCCAUUUUAUUUUCACAUAAUCUGCAAACGUUUUCCGUGUUUGGAAUAUUAUUACUUUCGGAAUAAAUAAUAAUAAAGCUCUGCCAAAAUGACUAUUGGCAAGAAUAAUAAAAUGAUUCAGCACCUGAAUUACCGGGUCCGAAUAGUACUGCAGGAUUCGCGGACGUUCAUCGGAACUUUCAAGGCAUUUGAUAAGCAUAUGAACCUUAUAUUGGGAGACUGUGAAGAGUUCCGUAAAAUUCGCUCGAAGAACUCCAAGGUACCCGAACGGGAGGAGAAGCGAGUACUAGGAUUUGUGCUUUUGCGAGGGGAAAACAUUGUUUCACUAACCGUCGAGGGACCACCGCCACCAGAAGAAGGUCUUCCCCGUGUACCCAUACCAGGCGCUGCUCCAGGUCCAGGUCUUGGUCGAGUCGCUGGUCGUGGUGUACCCAUGAACAUAUCGUCAGUGCCCGCUGGCUUACAAGGUCCAGUUAGAGGUGUGGGAGGUCCUGCCCAACAGCAUAUGGCGCCAAUGGGACGCGGUGUUCCCAGAGCUCCAAUGAUGGGCGCACCUCCACCAGGUCUUAUUCCCGGCGGUAUGCCGUCGAUGCCAGGCGGUAUGGGACGAGGCGCACCGCCACCAAUGAGAGGACCACCACCAAUGAUGCGUGGCGCACCACCGCCAGGUCGAGGUGGCUAUUAAAUAACUACGAUUCUGCGUUUAUCUUUUUAGUAAAUAAAAAAUUUCCGAAAAUAA
Messenger RNA from Drosophila innubila, 793 nucleotides. RefSeq names its product small nuclear ribonucleoprotein-associated protein B (gene SmB). The coding region runs from base 143 to 739 and encodes 198 amino acids. Gene Ontology annotation, biological process: mRNA splicing, via spliceosome. NCBI's taxonomy places the organism in Eukaryota, Metazoa, Arthropoda, Insecta, Diptera, Drosophilidae. The record is from RefSeq and is a predicted model, not a curated record. Gene Ontology annotation, cellular component: U2-type prespliceosome; U4/U6 x U5 tri-snRNP complex; cytoplasm. Gene Ontology annotation, molecular function: RNA binding. The transcript has 2 exons.